This is a messenger RNA of Pieris brassicae (large cabbage white), 9535 nucleotides long. Its product is annotated as ankyrin-3-like. Bases 147 to 7880 code for a protein of 2577 amino acids. Gene Ontology annotation, biological process: neuronal action potential; negative regulation of delayed rectifier potassium channel activity. Lineage: Eukaryota; Metazoa; Arthropoda; Insecta; Lepidoptera; Pieridae. The record is from RefSeq and is a predicted model, not a curated record. Gene Ontology annotation, cellular component: synapse; membrane; axon initial segment. Gene Ontology annotation, molecular function: transmembrane transporter binding. The transcript has 36 exons.
AUGCGUCGAUUAAUUUGGUCUGUUAUGUUGUGUUAAUAAAUUUUCGCCUGGGAGUGUGCUAUCGAUACAAAUUUUUAUGUAGCGCAGUGAAUUUGUAUAAAUAAACAUUAACCGCGCAUGGUAGUGAAUAAAAUUCUCUUUUGAUCAUGGCGUUGGAGGGUGUGAAAAGUGAAAAAAGUGAGGAAAGUAAUGGGAAUGUGCAAGAUGGAAAGACGAAUGGUGUCGAGAACAGGAGUAAACAGAUAGAUCCAAACACAGCAUUUCUUCGAGCAGCGAGAGCCGGGCAGUUAGAUUCAGUCAUCGAUUUAUUGGACUCUGGCGCUGUUAAUGAUAUUAACACAUGCAAUUCAAAUGGAUUAAACGCGCUUCACUUAGCCGCCAAAGACGGCCACAUUUCAGUCGUAGAUGAGCUUCUGAAGCGCGGUGCUACUGUCGACGCCUCUACAAAGAAAGGAAAUACAGCACUACAUAUAGCAUGUCUCGCUGGGCAGGAAUCGGUUGCGCGGGCACUGCUAGCGUCCGGCGCAAGAGCAGAUGCUCAGUCAGCGGCAGGGUUCACGCCAUUGUAUAUGGCUGCACAAGAAAACCACGCGGGCUGCGUGAAAAUGCUGCUGGCUGCUGGGGCAAGCCAGACACUGGCAACGGAGGAUGGAUUCACACCAUUAGCCGUAGCAAUGCAACAAGGCCAUGACAGAGUUGUGGCGGAAUUACUAGAGUCUGACACGCGCGGUAAGGUGCGUCUUCCGGCACUGCACAUCGCCGCAAAGAAAAACGACGUGAAAGCUGCCACGCUUUUAUUAGAGAACGAACACAAUCCCGACGCUUGCUCGAAAUCUGGCUUCACUCCACUCCACAUAGCUGCGCACUAUGGGAACGUGGGAGUGGCCAAGGCUCUAUUGGUGGCUGGGGCUGACUCGGGCAGAGCGGCUAAACACAACAUCACACCUCUGCAUGUGGCCAGCAAGUGGGGACAGUUGGCUAUGGUCGAUUUGCUUGUUGAAAAUGGUGCAAACAUAGCAGCAGUGACUCGUGAUGGACUGACACCGUUACACUGUGCGGCGCGGUCUGGUCACAGUAAUGUGGUAUCCAGGUUGCUACAACAUGGUGCCCCUAUCACCAGUAAGACUAAAAAUGGUCUAACCCCCCUCCAUAUGUCGGUACAAGGCGAACACGUGGAGACGGCAAGGGUGCUACUCUCGGAAGGCGCACCUAUCGAUGACGUCACAGUUGACUACCUCACGGCGCUGCACGUAGCCGCACAUUGCGGGCAUGUCAAGGUUGCCAAACUUCUGCUAGACAGAAAUGCAGACGCAAACGCACGAGCACUCAACGGAUUCACGCCUCUACAUAUCGCCUGCAAGAAAAACAGGCUCAAAGUUGUUGAACUGUUGCUCAAAUAUGGUGCUAGUAAAUCAGCAACAACAGAGUCAGGUCUGACACCACUCCACGUCGCGUCAUUCAUGGGGUGCAUGAAUAUUGCCUUAGUGCUGGUUGGCGCUGGUGCUGAUGCAGAUGCUGCGACCGCGAGAGGAGAGACCCCACUGCAUCUCGCUGCUAGAGCGCACCAGACGGAUUUAGUUAGAGUGCUGUUGAGGAAUAAUGCUAAGGUUGAAGCUCGUGCCCGGGAAGAACAAACACCACUUCACGUUGCGGCUAGACUUGGCCACGCGGACAUAGCAGCGCUGUUAUUGCAGCACGGGGCUGAUGUUGCUGCUACGACUAAGGACAAAUACACACCGUUACACAUUGCUGCUAAAGAGGGUAAAGAAGAAGUAGCAUCUAUCCUAAUCGACAACCAAGCGCCAAUAGAAGCUGAGACACGAAAAGGUUUUACUCCGCUCCAUCUAGCGGCGAAAUAUGGAGACAUCGGUGUUGCCAGGUUGCUACUCGCUAGAGGUGCACAACCAGACGCCCCUGGAAAAAGCCAUAUUACACCUUUACAUAUGGCAACAUACUAUGGGCAUCCCGAUAUCGCAUUGUUACUUUUGGACAAAGGUGCCUCCCCCCACUCGCUAGCUAAGAACGGCCACUCUGCCCUCCACAUCGCGUGUAGGCACAACCAUCCAGACAUCGCAUUUGCGCUCCUCGAACAUGAUGCUGAUCCAAGUGUAAAGUCGAAAGCUGGUUUCACACCUCUUCAUAUGGCUGCGCAGGAGGGCCAUGACGAUUGUGUAGAAAUGCUUAUUGAAAGAGGCGCUGAUGUCAACGUACCAGCUAGUAAUGGUCUUACUCCAGUACAUUUAGCAGCAUCCGAAGGCAGGACGGCUGUACUCAAGUCACUCUUGGCAGCAGGAGGGCGCUGUGCUGCAAGAACACGAGAUGGAUAUACGCCUUUACAUGCGGCUGCGCACCACGGACACCACGCCGCCGCUAAGACUCUUCUUGAAGGCGGCGCUGAUGUCACUGCCACGGCUGCUCACGGUUUCACACCUUUACACCAGGCGGCGCAACAAGGCCAUACUCUUAUCAUUCAACUUCUACUUAAGAACAAUGCCGAUCCCAACGCACUGUCUGCGAAUGGCCAGACAGCAUGCGCAAUAGCAGAUCGUUUGGGAUAUAUUAGCGCUGUGGAGGCUUUGCGGCCACUCACCGAAAACACACUAAGCCAAACUGUAGGUGACACCGGUGGUAUGGAAGGAAAAUAUAGAGUAGCUGCGCCGGAGUUGAUGCAAGAUACAUUCAUGAGCGAUUCAGAAGACGAAGGAGGUGAAGUGGAGUGUCCAAUACAACAGCAGCAACAAUACCGCUACAUGAACAGCGAAGCGGGAACCUUAAACCGGGCGAAGCCGCUCGAAGAUAGUGUCACAGAUGGACACCUCUGGCCAAGCAACAAUGACAGCAGGGUUGCUACCAUUGAACGACAGCCCCUUGAUAUCGGUUUCUUGGUAUCAUUCGUGGUUGAUGCUCGGGGCGGCGCCAUGAAAGCGAAGCGACGUGGUGGUGUCAGAAUUAUCGUCCCACCAGCGGCCUGUGCAGCACCCACCAGAGUAACAUGCAGAGCAGCGACACGGCGCGCACCAGCGGCUGCUCCUCCACCACUUAUGGAAGGCGAAGCUUUAGCCUCCAGACUUCUAGAACUGCAACCACAAGGAGCCAAAUUUUUAGCGCCCGUUAUAAUCGAAGUCCCAAUAUUCACGGCAUCCUGUCCCGAACGAGAAAUUGUAAUCCUUCGCUCAGACACGGGAGAGACAUGGCAGGACCACUACUUGCAUAACAACGACAAUGCUAUGGUGCAGGAGGCAUUGACAAGGGAGAAACAAGAGCACGGCAACAGUGGAGAGACAUUAGGAGAGAACGGAGAGAGAGUGACACGUAUUAUCACAUGUGACUUCCCUCACUACUUGGCUGUGGUCUCCAGGGUCAGGCAAGAGGUCCAUAUCAUUGGACCUGAGGGAGGCACUGUUUCCUCUGCGCAUAUACCCCAGGUCCAAGCGCUUUUCCCCCCACAAGCGCUCACAAAGCGUAUACGCGUCGGUCUCCAAGCGCACGGAGCGAACAGUGGUGUGACCCGCAGAGUCCUACCCCGUCAUGCAGCUGUGUCUCCAGUACUGACAGUGGAGCCCCGAAGAAGGAAAUUCCAUAGGAGUAUUACACUUACUGUGCCCCUGCCACACCCGGCUGAUCAGAAGCCAGGUGAAAAACCAUCUACAGCAAAUCUUCGACUCCUAUGCUCCAUAAUGGGUGGGCAGGCAAGGGCCGUGUGGGAAGACGUUACUGGAUCUACUCCGCUUACCAUCACAGAUGACUGCGCUUCCUUUACUACUACUGUAUCUGCCAGAUUCUGGCUCAUGAAUUGUCAAAAUGUCAGCGACGCUACAAAGAUGGCUACAGAACUUUACAGACAAAUGUUGGUGGUGCCAUUUGAAGUACGCAUCGUGGUCUUAGGCAAACGUUUGGAUGCGCUCGAGGGCCGCUUGCUGGUUCUAUACAUUACCGAUAGAUACGCCUAUGAAACUCUUUUGCAACAGGAGCAUUACACAGAGAUAGCCCACUCGACGUCCGUCCGGUUCCUGGAUGGUAAAGAAGUAUUUCUGGAAUUUUCUGGCAAUCUCAUUCCAGUUACAAAAUCCGGCAGCCAACCAUUAUUUACCUUUGAGGCAUUCAAGGACAAUCGUGUAGAAUUCACCGUACGCGUGAAGCAUCACGAAGAAAGUCCCUCUGGCAGAAUUUACUUCAUGAACGAGCCUAAAGUGGCAAAAGGAGAACAGUCACAGACUCCAGCGUGCGUACUUGACGUGGAACUACCCGAACGUAUUGUGCCGCGCGCCGCUAAGAGUCAGAUGGACUAUUUGAACCUUGAUCAAUCAGGUUUUGAUGCAUUAAAAGAUGAACUGAGCUUCCACUGGAAUGACCACAACCACAGCAUUGGACCGCCAUCUCUUCCUACUCAUCAUGAAACUUCUCCAAAACUCAACGGACACGACAAAACCAUUGCAAAUGGUAAUGUGAAAUUGCCUUCCAAGGAUACUGAUGAUGUGAAGCCUAAACCACACGUCAACGGUGAUUCAAUAAAUGUUGACUCCAACAAGGUAAAAGCAACAUUUGAUUCUGACGAAGACAAAACACCGAUGAAUACAUUGGAGAAAGGCAAAAAGAAACAAGAUGGUGGUUUCUUCGGUGGCCUGGCUGGCAAAGUGAAGAACGUGUUUGGAGGCAGUGAAGAAAAAGAAGACAGUAAAGAAUCUUCGCCUAAGCCGCAGCCUAAGCCUCGCGAGUCUAAAGACAAAUCGCCGCCUAAACCCGCACCAAGAAUUAUAAACGAAGACUUAUUAGAAAAAGUUGAUGAUAUGUUCAAAGAUCUUAAAGUAAAACCACAUGUAAAGAUAGAUGAUGAUGCAAACAAUCGAGUGUACUUGACAAAAUUAAUUGUUGAUGAAGAUCAACCAAGCCUAAAGGAAAAAACUGAAGAUGUGUACCAUCAGUAUGAGCAUAUGCAACCUGUGGAAACGCCAUUGCACUGUCAAAAAACUGAUCCAUUCCAAUUCUACACUGGUUGCUGUGAGGGUAAGUACAAGCAUGGCGAAAAACAUCGCCAUGAUGAAACCUCAAAUUUAGCAGACAGGAUAGAACAUGUUAACUUUACCGUUCACGAAACUAUUCAAGAAAUUGCAGAUCGGGCUGAUAAUGAAUCUAAGGAUGUUUUAGAUAAACUUGACACAGAAAAAGAUAGCUUAAGGAAUGAUGCAUCACAAAUUAGUGAAAAUGCAAAGAAAAAUAUUCAAAACUAUAACAAUGACCUUGUAAUUGUUGAAGAAACUUUAAAGAACAAUGUUCAGAAUGGAGUUAACCAAUUAGGUAAUUCCCUUUCAGGAAAAACUGAUUAUAUUUCAGAAGAAUCUCUAAAAACAAAAUCUGAUUUCGAUAACUUAAACACUGAAGUAAGAACUAAAGCAGAAGCUGAGGUAGAAAAUAUUCAGACAGCAGCACAAGAUAUUGUUAAUAACAUUCUAAAUCAAGCAAGCCCUCCAAUAUCUGACCACAAAAGCUUUGUAAUGGAUUUCUUAGCUGCCGAACAAUUGGAAGCAUCUAGACACCUAGAAGAAAUUAAUCAGAAAAAGCAAGAUACUGAAAUGUCUCUUAAAGAUAAAGCACAAGAAAGCGUAACUAAAAUAAAAGAAACGGCACAUGAUGUUAAGAAUGACAUAAGUCAAAAAACUGAGGGCUUGAAAAAUAAUAUUAAGGAUAAAGUAGAAAGUGGUAAAGAUGCUACUAAAGAAAACAUAACCGACUUAAAAGAAAACAUUGGUAAGAAGACAAAUAGCUUUAAAAAAGGUACUAAAAACAAGAUUGAAGAUAUUAAAGAUGCUACCAACGAGAAAUUAAGUGACAUAGGAGAUGCGAUUGAUUUGGCAAAAGAAAAUGCUGAAAAAGGCGCUGAAAACAUGAAAAAUAAGGCUAAGGAAGCCAAGGAAAAUGUCAAAGUGGAAGGUAAGAAAAAAUCGAAAGAGGGAAAGAAUUUCUUUACUGGUCUUGUCCACAACAUCUUUGGUGAAAAAGAAAAAGUUGAAGAAGAUGUGAAAGCAAAGGUUUUCGAAGGUAAAAAAUCAGCUAUUAAGUUAUCGAAACAAGCUUCUCAGAUGAAAGAAGACGCUGAGGAGACAGUGGCCAAGAAACAAGAACAGUGUACAGAUUUUCUUAACAAUGAAACUCAAAUCAUUAGUAGUCGUCAAGAAGAGAUAGUUAACGACGGCAAUGACCUUAUUGAAAAGAUACAAAAUAAAACUGAAGAACUCAAGGAUAUAGUUCAAAAUACAAAAAGUGCGGUAGCUGUUACUGUACAGGAGGUUGAACACGAUGCUACCAAUUUUAAAGAUAAAAUUGAUCUUGAUGCGAAAAAUCAAACGACACUAUUGUUAGAUAAUGUUGAAGAAAAGAAGAACAAAGUCAGCCAAGAACUAGAAAAUGUUAAGAAUAACGCAAUACACAAUGUACAAGAAACUGCAAACAACGCUAUUAACGAAAUUGAAAGCAAAAAAGAACAAGUUACCAUAAAUGCUCAUAACCAAGCUGAGGAAUUAAUAAAAAAUGUUCAAAGCCAAGCAGAAGAAAAAGCUGUAAAAAUUAAGGACACACAAGAAAAAGUAGUCCAUUUUGUAGAAGAUAAAACAAGUGAUAUGUUGGAUGUAAUAGAACUGAAAAGAGGGGAUCUCACGCUAAGCGAAAAUAAUCUAAUAGAAAAUAUUCAAAGUACAAAAAAUAAUUUAUUACAGAAUACAGAAGAAGCAACAGAUCAUGCAAUGAAAGAUUUGCAAAAGAAAACUAGUCAAAUUGUUCAAAAUAUAUAUGAUGAAAGAGAAAAGGCUAUAAAAAGUGCACAAUCAAAAAGUGAUGAGAUAGUUAAGAGCGUAAAAAUUAAAGAAGAUGAAUUUACAACGGCUAUCCAAGAUAAAACACACGCAGCCACCGAAGCUCUUACUAAUACUAGGGCAGUGGUAGAACAGGUAGUUCAAAAAAAGAAGGACAAUUUACGGGACACCGAGGCCUUUGUACAAAAUGCCGCUACCGACCAUAUGAACAGGAUACGUAAAGAGGCGGAAAAUACUACAGAGGAUAUUAAACGAACAGCCGAAGAAACGUUAAAUGCGGCCACAAACAAAAAAUCGGAAAUUGAAGCUAAUUUUAUUAAUAAAGUUACAGAAAUGAAAGAAUCAGGGAAAAGCCACGUAGAUGAAGUUAAGAAAACUUCAUAUUCUAAAGCAGAUGAAGUGAAAGAAUCAGCGGAACAAGCGUUCGAUUACGUUAAAGACUCGUCCUUGGGCGCUUUCGAUAUGAUCGAAGCCGCAGCAAUGGACAAAGUAACCGACGCCACCGACACAUGGGAUGAUCUUCAGAGCAGCACGCGGGAUACGUACGCAGAUAUAAAGGACGAUUUCCAUGGAUUAGAAAGUUCCGCUCAAGACACGCUACACAGUUUGCAAAGCUCAGCUGGAAACACGUUUGACAGUUUGGAUGAUUCCACUCGGGAAGUCAUUGGCGACGUACAAAUAUCCGCUCGUAAAGCUGAAGAGACUUCUAAGGAGCUAUUCGGGUCUGCUAAAGAUUCUUUUGAAGGUUUUACUGUCACGGCGGGUAAUAAAUUAGAGGAUGCUAAAGGCGCGGCGAAUGAUAGGAUAGAUGAGGCUGGGCAAAGGCUAGACAAGGCUGAGAAUAUAGUUGUGGAAGAGGUCAAAGCUACUGGGGCUAAUGUAGCAGAGAGUGUGACGUCAGAAGCGGAUAAAUUCGCGAGUAAUCUUAAUGACUUGGGCAACUCUGUCUUUGGAAUGUCUGGUAAAGGUUUCAUGAAAGAUUCGAGUAAAAAAUUACUUGCUUCGGAAAAAUCACAGUCAUCGCCACACAAAAAGACCUCAGGGUUUUUCUCAAAACUGCGUCGCAACCACUGAGCAACGGUGAUCUUAAUCAGUUGAUAAAAUCCACCUAGCUAUAUUUAAUUAAAUCUUCCAAUACUAAUACAAGUAAGGGGCUUUAUAAUCGAAAUAUUUAAUGUAAUUUAGUGCUAUCCCCAUAAAAUUAUUAUAGUAAAUAAAAAUCUUUAGUUUUUGUAAAUACAUUUUAUUUUAUAUUUUGAUUUCGUUACAACGCAUAUAAUCUAGAUUUAGUUAUACUUCGAGAACGAAAAUAAAUUACAGCUGUUUUAAAUUAUUAUUUUAAUUUAUUAAGAAUUUUCACUUGUGAUGUAUUCUAUAGAAGUAACUAAACGUUUCUAGAGUGUGACUGUCAAUAUAAAGCUAUAUUGUUUGAAAGAAAUUCUAAAAUGUAAUGUGUAUUAUACUUUACAAUACCUUAUCACAUACAAAAAACAUAAGAUAUUAUAUUCUAGCACAAGCGUAAUAUGCGUUAAUAUGCUUUGUUUAUAAGUAAAGUAAUACGUAUUGAUGUGGUACAAAGUGUUGAUCAUCUAAGAUAAUAUUAAAUAUUUCUACAGCGUACCCGUAGUACCAACGUUACGUAAUUUGUAUAAUUGGCAAUAUAUAAUUAUUUCAUAGACAACUUGAAAUGAACUGAAUGAUUGAUGUAUAUUAGAAGAACUAAAGAAAGCAAGGAAUAGUCAACAGAAUUUGUGUACAAAUUGUAUGGACAAAAUUUUAAUAUUCGAUGCUAGUAGGGUAACAGAUAUUGUAAACAAACUUAACAAAUACAGUGUAAACUCUAUAUAACGACACUGAAGAAACUAUGCAUUUUAGGGCGUUAAUUGAAGAGAAGCAAAUAGUAUAGAUAAUCCAUGACUCCUACUUAUUAGUCAUGGUCAACAACACCCUACACGUGCAUCUCGAUUUGUAAACAAACGAACGAAUUUUUUAGAAAGUUUGUAUGCUGACAGGCGAGUUUAUUGCGGGCUAAAAUAAUAAAGCGACGAAAGAACGUACACAGCUAUGCAGUUUUUACUUAUUUUAGCAACUUAAAAAGUACUUUAUUACUCAAUUGUUGCCGUUAUUGAUAUUGGGUGUAAUGCCAUGUAGAGUGUAUCAUUGUAUGGAACACAAGCUAAACCAAAGAAAGCCAAUUGACUUCGACGCUUUAGGGACUUCGUCAAGUAGACGGACGUUACAUGGAGUUUACACUGUAUAGAACAUUUACAACAAUAAAUGAGUAGAUCAAAGAGAAUUUAAAAAAAAACAAGUUUACUAAAAAGAUUUUCUAUGUUCGAUGGUUAAAAAUAAAUAUUUGACUUAUUAUCAUCAUAUAUCUACAAAUCAUCACAGGUUUAAAACCUAUAAUUUUUUAUGGUGCACGUUUCCUAUUUACAUCUAACGUUUAACGGUCCGUAAAUUGAGGCAUAAACGAGAAUAUACAAUUGGACACUCGUUAGAAUAAAAUAGGAACCGACUUAUUGAGGUGAAAUUAUUGUGUCUUAUAGUGUGAUUUGUGUGUCUAGAAUUUUAUGUAAAUUAAAGUACCUAACAAAGAAUUGAUUAAUAAUUAUUCUGAAUGUACUGUGAUGCCAAAAUUUUUAGAAAAUAUCUUUUGUUAUUAUUUAUAGAGUUUAUUGUCACCCUAUUUAAUGCUUUUAGUAAUAAAUGAUUAUGAUUACAUUGAA